AUGGCGGACGCGGCGGCGGCAUCCACCGUUCGUGAUUACAAGGCACUGUUUAGCGCGGCAAUGCCACCCGUCCUUCGCAGUCACACCGGAAUGUCGUCCGCGUUACUGAAGCCGAUGCCAACAACACCAGAAACGGGAUCGUCUAGCGGCCUUGUGUGUUCGACGUAUUGCCUCGGCGACUUGGAUGGGUGUGGUCUGGCGGUGGGGAGGCCGCUGCUUGGUGGCGGUUCUUGCGCGACGCUGCAUACGAGGCAGAUGAGUGCAGGUUUGCUCCGCCGAGAGAUUUUUCUCCGCGGCGAAUUUGAUCGUCUGCGCCAUGCUGAGGAGGAACGCAUGCGUUGGGACCACCAACGUGAGCGCGAGGCGAGGCUUACGGAGGAGCGGCAGCGGAUGCUUGAGACCGCAAAGGCAAUAGAGCUUGAGCGUGUGAAGCGCACGGAGGAGCAGCAGCAGCGCAUCUUGGUGCAGGAACGGGAGCUGGAGGAGUGGAAAAACGAGCGGGCAAAGGAGGUGGAGGAGCAGCGGCGUCGCCGCAUGGAGGAGGAAGAACGGUUGCGUGCGCGCCAACACGAGCGGGAUAUGCUGCUGCUGCGAGAGGAGGCGGAAGUGCGGCUUCAAACGCGGAAAUCGUUGGAUGACCAUAAACAGUCAAUUGAGAGUGCUGUGAAGAGCGCCGCGGAGUUGAUGCUGGCACGGCUUUGGAAGGAGUUCAAGGAGGUGGAGGUUCAGUGGGUGACGCGCUUUGAACACCUGCAGCUGGAGCUCAACAGUGGGACAGCCGCGCUGCGCCAUGACAUUGAAUGCGAGCGUAAGUUUGUCACCGGUGGUGAGGCACAACUCGCAGAGACGCGGGCGCAACUAGGUAAACUGCUCGAGCAGCUAGAGGAGCUGCGGCGGCAGAAGGACAUUGAUGCACACAACCGGGCAACGGAGACAUCGCUGACAGAAAUACACCAAAAAACCAUUGAACGGCUGCAGCGCGCGUUUGAGGAGGAUAAGCAAAGCACCAAACAGUGGUUCAUGGAGGAGCAGCAGCGCACAAAGGACUCUCACGAACGCGCCCUCCUUGAGAUGGAGGAAAACCAUCGGGGCCAGCUUCGUCGCUUGGAGGCAACCCUGGAUGAGUCAAAGCGCCAGCUGCGUGAGAUGGAGGCGGAGGUGCAGCAGUACAAGGUGAAGCUAGCUACGGCGGCCCUGAAACCGUCCUCAGCUGCCGCAGAUGAGGUGCGACUACGAGAAGAGUUGCGGGCAGUGCGCAAACAGCUAAAUGAGGCGGUAGAUGCAAGGCAGCGUGCUGAGCGGCAGUCGCACGAAUUAGAACGUGAGUGCGAUGAUGGUCGCAAUGCCCUGCAGGCGCUGCAGCUGGAUAUGGAUACUGAGACGGCGCGACAUGAAGUGGAGCUUCGAUUACUACGCGAAGAGAGCGAGAAACUCAUGAACGAGCUUACCCGUGCAAGGGCGGCGCAUGCGGAGGAACUGCAGGAGCUUCGUAAGAAGCAACGCUCUAGCGAGAGCGCCGUCUCACGUGACGCGGCGAAGGAGGUGGAUGCGACAAUCCGGCGAAUGACUGAGCGCCACGAAGAGGCGAGGCGCGCACUAGAGGCGGAGAAGGCUCAGCUGAUGCAAAAGUUACGAGAGGCGGAGCAGCGACAUGAAGACUCACAACGGCGUCAAGAGCUCGAGCUGGACGAAUUGAAGGGUGCACGGCGCGACAGCGAGCGACUUAAACAACAGCUUGACGAGAAGGAUCGUGUUGUGACCGAGCAGCAGAAGACGAUUGAGGAACUCAAGCGGAAGGACGUUUCAGUUGCUGAUGUGACUGCACAAAAUCGUAAAAUGCAACAGGAAUUGGAGCAGCUGCGCCGCGACCACGAGGCCGCAACGCGUGUCAAGGACAAGGAACUUCACGAUUUGCGUCGCGACGCCUCAGAUGCACGGCGUCGUAAUGUUGCCCUGCAGGAUGAGUUGACGGCUGCGCAGCGAACACGGGGCGAGGUGGAGGUACAGAUGAGGCGUCUCGUGGACGAGGCGUCCUUGAAGGAAAAACAACUUCGCCGUGAAGCGGAGGAGUCCACGCAAACCGCGCAGUCGUGGAAGGAUCGCUACACCCAGCUACAAACACACUCUGCGUCGUCGGCACCAAAGAUGCAGACUUUGUUGAACGAAAAGGAAACUGAGUUGGCUCUGCUUCGUGACACGAUAGAUGCCCUGAAAAGGGACAGAGACACGCUGGAGAAAAGGGUACAAGAGCUGCAGACGCAUUCCAUCACUAGAGAGCAAGAGAUACUGGACCAGGCGACUACAGUGAAGGGGCUAAAUGCUGAGGUUGCUGCGUUGCGGGAGCAACUUUCCGCGACGCUGCGUUCAACGAAGGAGGUGUCAGCGCGUUACCCACUCCAGCCGAUGGAGCACUCUCCCUUCCCCAGAGCCAUCGACACGGAUACGUCCGCCGGCGCGCGCCUCGCACAGCCAACAUCGACGGUGGAAGCUUGUAACAGCGGAAACCUUAGAUUUGCUUCCACUGGACCACCGCCUGUUUCACAAACAACGCGCUCAGCUUCCGAUUUUUCGAGUGUGUUCUCAGCGCCCGCUGAGUCUACAGUCCUGAGAGGAACCUCGGUAGGAAGCCCAUCGCAGCUUCUCGCUGCGGAUAUAUCUUCAACACCACGCUCCUCUACCGUGGUGCUCCCGGCGCGCCCUCCUGAAGGACUCACUUCUUCUGCAGGGUGUCCCUCUUCUUCCUUGACACGAGGAUCGCUUCCAGGAAUGCCGUCUACAGGGGCAGGAGUACUGAACGUGGGAGCACAUGCAUCUGCGCCUAGUUCAUCACCCUCAUCUCCACAAGUUAGCAAUUUUGCUGCUAUUUCGCAGUCGUCUUCACUCACGGUACCGGUGCCCUCGGCGACUUCGACGGUGACAACAGUUUCUCUUGCUCAGGCAGUCGUGCCUGUGCCAGUUCCUGUACAAGUGCCUGCAAAUGCCGCUUCUUUGGUUUCUUCCGGAGGGACUUCCGCGAUACCUGUGCCGGUGCCGCUCCCCAUACCAAACCCUGCAGCGGGGGCUUCAAGCCUGCAGGUGGUUCCACGAACAUCUGCCGCCAUACCUGUGCCUAUACCUGUGCCAACUGCUUCAAUGGCCACAAGUACCUUUUCAGGCAAUUAG
Messenger RNA from Trypanosoma rangeli, 3162 nucleotides. RefSeq names its product vesicular transport-associated repeat protein. Bases 1 to 3162 code for a protein of 1053 amino acids. The transcript has a single exon. Lineage: Eukaryota; Euglenozoa; Kinetoplastea; Trypanosomatida; Trypanosomatidae. The record is from RefSeq and is a predicted model, not a curated record.